Kickxella alabastrina is the source of this 2037-nucleotide messenger RNA. Its product is annotated as putative alanine racemase-domain-containing protein. The record is from RefSeq and is a predicted model, not a curated record. The transcript has a single exon. Lineage: Eukaryota; Fungi; Kickxellomycota; Kickxellomycetes; Kickxellales; Kickxellaceae. Gene Ontology annotation, biological process: DNA-templated DNA replication. Gene Ontology annotation, molecular function: chromatin binding. Bases 400 to 1947 code for a protein of 515 amino acids.
GACAGCCAUUAGCAGGCUCUUUGGUGCGUAACACACUGUACACAUCAAUCAACAUAUGGCCAACAGUAGUAGAGACCAACAUUUUGCUGUUGGCGAUACCCCGGGCUCUUGAGAAAAGCAAAAAAGUUGAUUGAUAUGCCAACACUACACUAAACUGAAAACUUUGAAUGCCCAUGGACUUUUUCUUUUCCAAAAUACUUGCACUUAGAAACCCACAAAGGCGCAGCGGCCACAGACGCUGGCAGCGAAAGCGACGACCCGCACACGUUCAGUAAGGCUGUCCAAGAGCACUUUAAGAGCGUGUUUAGCAGUACAAAGGCGGUUGAGCGCAUCCCAAUUUUGGAUCAGACGGGUAACCGGCCAAAGCCCGAAUUUGGCACCCUGGUGAGAUUCCGCUGCAUGGUGCAGGAUCCGAGCUACGGCGAGGAACUUCACAUGUCUGUGGCCCAUCUGGUGAACGCCAGCACCGGCGAGACCAAGCAGAUAUUCUCCCAGUACACUGAUGUGGACUAUGUCCUGGAGGACGGUUGGGAGAUCGACUACACCUCUGCUAAUAACUUGUUCACCGAGAAGGAAGUCGCAUAUUGUGUCUCCGUCCCCGGGCAAAGCGAAUGGGCACAGCUCGGGUCGACAGCUUUUCUGGACAGUGCGCUGGGAUCGCUCGCCAUUAGCUCUGACGAAAGCGGUGACGCGUCAGCUGGGCCGGCGACCAAGUACCCGCUGAAGGGGCAGAAGCACUCUGCCGCGCUGGUCAAGUUCUACGCACCUAGCACAGCGCCCAAGGUGUCUAGCCUCAUCGAUGUCGUUGGCAUUUACGAGCUGGUGUAUAGCUCCCGGGACCAGCACAGUGAGGGUGCCGAUGAGAACGCGCAGUGGCCCUGUGUGCACUCGAUUUUCCACGCUGACGUUUCACUGGAAAGCCUCGUGCCUGACCUACCCACGAUUGUUGCCGGGGAGUUUGCAGACCGACGCAACAUAUGUGUGAGCCACCUGGCGUCCGUUCUUGGCGGCGACGAUCUGGCCGCACACUACCUCUUACUCCAUCUUCUGUCGAAGACAGUCGCGGUGCAGGAUACCAAGGUGGGCAAGUUUUCACUUAAUCUGAUAGGGUUCCCCACGACGAGUAAGGACGCCAAGAUGUCUGCUGUGAACGGCGGCUUUGCGCUGAGCAACUUGUCCACCAAGCGGGUCGGCGACGCGUUGGCGCUGCUUUUGCCGCGCUGCGUGGAGAUUCCGUUCGAGCUGAAGCUGCUCAACGAGACGCCCUUCCUGCCCAACGCUGAGUCUGGCGACCUGCAUUCUGGCGCUCUGCAGCUGGCAGCCGGUACGCAGAUUGUCUGCGACGAGACAUGUCUGCACGAGGGCACCCUGGGCGAACGCGGUGUGCGCAACCUGCAUGCCCUGCAGACCACCAUUCUCGACCAAACCGUCACAUACGUGUAUCCCUUCCAACCGAUCGACAUGGCAACUAACCUGCGCGUGCUCGUGCUGUCGUCGGGAAAGUCGAUUCUGCAAAACGACUGUGACGUGUAUCUUUCAGAAUCCACCGUGCAGUUCCUGGCUGGUAUUGGGGAGGAUAGUGUGGACGAUUUGAAGCCCCUGGACCCCAUGCACACCGAGCAGUUGCGCCAGUACUUGGAGCAUGCGCGCCAGUUGGAGUUUGGCGUUCCAAAGGAUACCUCGGACAGGAUCUCCGAGGACUACGCAGACUUGCGGCGCAAGGCGCAUGAGAGGGGAGAGAAGAUGAUGACGCAGGCGGAGUUGGCCCUGGCCGUUACCGUCGCCAAGCUUGUCAGCAUUGGCAAGGGGGAGACGGAGCUCAGCUGGGAUUCAUGGAAGGAGGCGUGUGCUCUGGAAGAGCGCAGAAACGAGCGCAAUGCCCGCUUUUUGGCGAAGAAGGGUGCGCGCGCAUCGCUGAGUGCAGAGGCGGCUGACGGCGCCCAGUAGGGUAGAUUUCAUUUAUAUAAUCACGGGUGAAUGAUAAAAAUUAAGUUAUAUAGAGAGAGAGGAAAUAGAUUCAUUGAGCGAGAUAUAAAA